Exaiptasia diaphana is the source of this 582-nucleotide messenger RNA. RefSeq names its product 40S ribosomal protein S10. Lineage: Eukaryota; Metazoa; Cnidaria; Anthozoa; Actiniaria; Aiptasiidae. The transcript is spliced from 6 exons. Gene Ontology annotation, cellular component: cytosolic small ribosomal subunit. Bases 56 to 550 code for a protein of 164 amino acids. The record is from RefSeq and is a predicted model, not a curated record. Gene Ontology annotation, molecular function: RNA binding; structural constituent of ribosome.
CAUYGCGCAUGCGUUGUUCGUUCUCUUUCGCGGUUGCCAUCUUUGGAUUGCAAAUAUGCUGAUCCCUAAGAAGAACCGAAUUGCCAUCUAUGAAUACCUCUUUAAAGAGGGUGUCUGUGUAGCUAAGAAGGAUCGCAACAAUCCCAAGCAUAAAGAUAUUGAGAAUGUACCAAACCUCCAUGUCACUGAAUCCAUGAAGUCUCUCAAAUCACGAGGGUAUGUCACAGAGCAAUUCUCAUGGAAGUACUACUACUGGUAUCUUACGAAUGAAGGUAUUACAUAUUUGAGAGAUUAUCUUCAUUUGCCUCCUGAAAUUGUUCCUUCAACUCUUCGACGACAGACAACAAGAGCAGAAACUGCUAGGCCCAGACCCAAAGGUAUGGACUCUGGACCUCGUGGCCCUGACUCCUCUGAYCGUGAUACAUACAGAAGAGGACCCCCAGGGGGAGACCCCAAGGGAGGUGCUGGUACUGAUUUCAAGCCCGAAUUUAGAGGAGGAUAUGGUCGUGGACGUCCAGGAGGAGGAUUUGGUGCCCCACCACCUCAAUAAAUAACCCAAUAAAUGCAGAUUAUUGCUUAGAA